Podarcis lilfordi (Lilford's wall lizard) is the source of this 26991-nucleotide messenger RNA. NCBI's taxonomy places the organism in Eukaryota, Metazoa, Chordata, Lepidosauria, Squamata, Lacertidae. The record is from the annotation of a GenBank genome assembly.
GGCCCCUCCCUCCGGGUCCCUGGCGGGCGGGGCCGGAGCGGCCGUUGAAGGAGCCGAGAGGAAACGCGGGAAAAGGGGGGGUGGCUUAACCCUCUCGCUGCCGCGGCGGAGUCGCCUGCCCUGCCGGAGAGAGAGAGCGAGCGAGCGAGCGCGCGAGCCGGGCCGGCCAGACGCCCGGUGCAUUGUGGGACUGGCUGGCUGGGCUGGGGGGCGAGGCGGCGGCGGCGGCGGCGGAGGGGAGUCCCGUUCGCGGGCGGCGGGUGGGCGGGCGAGCGAGGAGCAGCCGGGGAGACGCGGUAAGAGGGCGGCCUGGGCGGGCUUAAAGGGGAACGCGGCCCUGCCCUCAGCCGCCAAGCUGCAGGGGCUGCGCAGGAAGGAGAGGCCGCUCCCCCGGCCGGAGGGGCGCGGCGGUGGCGGCCGAGGCAGAGAGGGCCGGGCGGGCGGCGGCGGCUGGCUUGGGGCCGCUGUGGGCCAGAGCGGAGUCUGCGGAGGAGGCGGGGAUCUGCGCGAGGGCGGCGAAGGGGUUAAACUUUCCACCCGCCGACAUUUUUCCCUGAGAGGAGAAAGAGGGGGCCGCGCUGUCUGGCCCGCCGGCCGCGUGGAGCCCCAGGCGCCUCCCUUCCCUUCGGAGAAGCCCCCCCGGCGCCCCCCAGCCCGCUGCCUUCGCUUCCCGCCGCGCCUUCCCCGCCUCCGAAAUGCCUUUAAAGCCGCCCGCGAAAGGGUUAAGGCGCGCGCCCGACGCCCCCUCCCCUUCUUCCCACUGCCCCUCUCGAGGCGCGGCGCAUGGCGGGGGGGCCUUCCCAGAGGACCCCCCGGUUCUGUUCGCCAAGGGGCCGCCUCGGGCAGAGAGGGAGGCGGGAACCGGCCCGUCGCGAAGGGCAGGCGGGCGCCGGGGGGGGGGCAGAGUCGCCCUCUGGGCUCCCCGGGCCAGGCAUGGUUGCCAGCCCUGUCUGCACGUGGCCGGGUUUCCUUCCGGAUAGGCGUGUCGGCCUGCAAUGUCUGUCCCCGCGCAGAGUCUCGGAAGGGGGGAGAGUCCCCUGGCCCGAGCCCUGGCGGGGCCGGAGGCUCUUGCUCAACGUGGGGCUUGAACCCGCGAGCCUCAGACUGAGUCCCCUGCUUUACCAGCUGUGCUCCUUUGCCAGAUCUACGGUGAAACAAAGGUUAAAUUCUCGGAGCAGUGUUGAUUUUUGAACUAAUGGAAACUGGGUCUUUUCCGGUGCAACUGCAGACAGACUUCAUGCAGCAGUUUAAUUCUAACUCGUGUGUUCUCAAAGUUACAAAACAAACUUGCAAGACAUUGUUCUAAAGUGGAUAAAGUAUGGUGUUGUGAACACUGUAGUUGUUUGGGACAGCUCUGCAGUCUUCUUUCCUCAUUUCAGAAAACAGAAAAAAAACGUUCAGUCAAGAUACAGAAUGUUGCAGCUUUUAAUUAUAUAGGUAGCUGCAUUAAGUACUCCCGACUCUUUGUAUGGCUUAUAAGGCUUAGUUUUCCAUGGGGAAAAUAGGUGUCUGUCAUUCAAACAAUGGAUGGGUGGGGAGCUCCCUAUGCCUUCUCCCCCAGCAUUGUUGUACUCCCAACAACCCCAUCUAGCGUGGCCAGGGAUUGUGGAAGUGUGUUGUCCACCAACAUCUGGAGGGCCACAGGCUCCCCAGCCCUGCUUCAGGAGAUUGACACCUGUUUGGGGGAACAGAAUGAGGAGAAAGCUACUGUUUUGUGUGUUAAAGUUCAAUUGUUAAUAGGAAAUGUAGAGGAAUCCAUAACUUUUUACUGCCUAUUAAAUACCGUGGGCACAGUUUCCACUGAAACUGAUUUGUUGAUGUUACUGUUUCAGUUUCGUAGUGUCAUGGGUGCUUAACUUUGCUUGGACUGUGCUUCAGACAUAAUGAACUAAGCUACAUUAGUAAAGAAAAAAUGCUUUAUAUGCAUUAUAACACUAUGACACUGUGGAGUCCCAUCUUUCACUAGCAGACUUUAUGAAGUUUACAGCAGGUUUAACUGAAUCACUUUUUUGAUGUGUCUAGAUCCAGCCAAUGUUUAUCUCCUCCACUGCAUACCGCACAAAUGUCCCAUUUUUUUCCUGGGUGACCCAAAGAGUGCAGAAUCAAAAUAUGUGUGUCUUUUUGUUACAUGCUCUUAGUUCGCACCUUCGCUGGCCACCACUUGCCACACACAUACGAGGUGGGCCACAGCUUCUGGAAGAAUGGCGCCACUUCUGGAAGUAUUGUCACUGUGGCCCUUCUCUGUGUGGCAGCAGGUGGACGCCUAGGCAGCAGUGGGGAGAGUGAGCAGGCAGCAGCAGCAGGAUGGUGUGUGGGGAUGUCCCAGUUUCUUCUUGGGAAAUGUUGGAGCGUAUGCACCUAAGGGUGGAGCAAAGUGGGACAUCUUGGGCUGCUUACACAGGUCAAUUUGCUAUAAACAUAGCCGACCUUUAAAGACCUGGUUUUCUGUAAGCCUGUAGCAAGAUCACAUAUAUGCUACUAUUAUGCACUGAAUUCGGUCCAGUUGGCUCGGCACAGCACUUCCAAACUCAUGUUUGGCAUGUCAUUAGAGACAUAAAUUGAAUUCAACCAUGGUAGAUGUUCGCUUGCUACUUGUCAAAGUGACCUAAGGAGGGUGGGUAGUUUUAGAUCCAUCCCCUGCUACAGAACUUGCAAGAAAGUAAUUGUGCAGGGGCUUUAUAUGCAAAAAUGAAUGUUGCCUAUUUUUAAAAAAAUGUCAAGAGCUGGUAGCCUUAGUGAAGGAGGCGUCUGUUCUUGCAAUGUAUGGUUGCAGCUCAGAUUUUUAGAUAGAAGGGAAAAGAUAUAUAGAUAGAUAUAAAACUAUUCUGCAUAACAAGCUGAGAAAGUCUAUAUUGUAUUAAUACUUCUUUCUGCAAACUAGGAUAAUUACCACGAAAGCAUACCAACAAAUAUCCUGAAGAAGAGAAAAAGCUUCUGGUACUUAUUGUGUGAGAAUCAUGUCUGUCCGGGAGUCCUUUAACCCAGAAAGUUAUGAACUUGACAAGAGCUUUCGGCUAACAAGAUUCACUGAACUUAAAGGCACUGGCUGUAAAGUGCCUCAGGACAUUUUACAGAAAUUGCUUGAAUCUCUACAAGAAAAUCACUUCCAGGAAGAUGAACAGUUUUUGGGAGCUGUUAUGCCUAGAUUGGGUAAGCAGUAGUUCUUCAAUGAUAUUUAAUGGUUGUAUCAUGUGUUGGAGAAUAAGGAAAAAUAUUGUACUCUGUGUGUGUGUACAAGGUUGUUUAUUUCACCAACAACAAGGUUGGUUAUUUCACCAAUCAAAAAUGUUUGGUCAAUUCUGACCAGUCAGAUAUUAGUUAAUGGUGUAUUUAUUUACUGCAUCUGUAUAGUCAUCCCAUCACAGUUGCCCCAUGACAAAUUUUCUGGGCUGCUCCCAAUGCAAAACAACAGCAGCAACAUUAAAAUACAGUACAAAAGAAUGAAAAUUAUAACACAUUAAUUAAAAAACAGAAACACAAGUAAAACUUGAAGCAGAGAUGCUCAAACUGUGAAAUACAAGUUGUUUAAAGGGUUUUUACAUUUAUUCUUAUUCUUUAAGUUUUGUAUAUAACUUCCCUUAGAGGUAUAUGAGUGAAGGCAGAGCAUAAUUUUAAAAAUAAAAUCAAGACUAUUACUGAUUCUUAUCCUGUAACUCCAGAAUAAUUAUGGUGUUGUGCUAUUUAUUUAUUUAAAAAAUCUUUAUUGAAAGUUCAAAAAGUACAUAAAUAUGUGCACCAGACAUGGUGAGACACAAACAAGAAAGAGAAACAACCUGUGUAGAAGGGAAAACAAAGGGGGGAAGGGGGACCCAAAACUAUAUACAGUGGUACCUCGGUUUCCGAACAUCUCCAUUGACGAACAUUUUGGGAACUCGAAUGCUGUAAACCCAGAAGUAAAUGCUUUGGUUUUCAAACUCGUCUCAGAAGUUGAACCGGAAAUGUGGCUUCCAUAUUGAGUUUUCCGUUUUGAGGCUUCUGUUUUGAGUUUUCGAAUGUUUUGGAACUCAUAUGGUCUUCCAGAACGGAUUAUGUUCGAAAACCGAGGUACCACUGUAUUUUACCUAGGUUGUUAUUGUGCUUCACCAGAUCUUAACCUGUUACAGUACAGUGGUACCUCUGGUUACGUACUUAAUUCGUUCUGGAGGUCUGUUCUUAACCUGAAACUGUUCUUAACCUGAAGCACCACUUUAGCUAAUGGGGCCUUCUGCUGCCGCUGCGCCACCGGAGCAUGAUUUCUGUUCUCUUCCUGAAGCAAAGUUCUUAACCUGAAGCACUAUUUCUGGGUUAGUGGAGUCUGUAACCUGAAGCGUCUUCCUGUGCUGCUUCAGACAUGUGGUUUGUACAUUUUUCUUGGUACAUUUAUGAACAUUUAUUACAUAUGUAAGACCUUAAAAUUCUUAUUACAGUGGCAAGUCUGCGUUUAUAUGUUGCGAGUUUGUAUAAGUCUUCAAUCCACUCGUAGAAGGGAGCCACAUUUCUCCGCCAUCAGUCUUUUUCUGUGGUAAGGGCAUGGAGAGUCCAUCUCAAAUAGUCCUUUUGUAAGGUUCCAUGUGCUGGGUAUAUAAUUCAAUAGGAUAUUUUGCUCUGUUAAUGUAAGGUUGUUCCAUACAUUUCUGUUGAUGGUUUGUUACCUUCUGCUAAAAACCUUUCAAUGUAGGACAGUGAAAAAACAUGUUUUAGAGAAGCAUUAUCCCUAUUGCAUCUCUAACAGCCCUUCUUUUAAACAAACGUAAUGGGCUCCAGUAUAUUCUAAAUAUUAUUUUUUGUUGUGUGAGCCUCAAUUUAAGAUCCAGAGACACCCUUGUUAUACCAGUUAAAACAGUUUCCCACUGUGUGGUUGAAAUGGAUAUCUCUAAUUCUUUAUUCCAACCCUCCCUCAAUACCUGUAUAUCAAAAUGGUUUGCUGAUAACAAAUAUUUAUAUAUGUUGAUGGCCGUUUUUGUUGUUGUGUAAGAAUUAAUCAGCUGCUUCAAUAUUUCUGGGGUCUCUGAGGCUGUAAAAGCUCUUGGUCUGUAGAUGGUGGUUAGCAAGUGUUUUGUCUGGAGAUAUUGCCAGUGAGAAUUUGUAGGUAGUCUGUAUUUGUCUCUUAAGAUGGAAUAUGUAUAAAAUUCAUUCUCUUCGUUUAUCAACUGGUCUAACGUUAAUGUACCCAAAUUCAUCCACCUCUUCCACAUGACCAUUUCUUUCUUGAUUUUUAAAGACUGGUUUCCCCACAAAGUCGACAAAUGUGUUGUGCCAUAAUUACAAGCCUCAGACUACUACUACUGCAGCUCCAGGAUGAAAGGAGGGGGGUUGGCGACUUAUCAGCUUGGCUCAGCAUUUCUGAGGUGCUCAGAGUGCUUUGGAACUACAUGGCCAAAACAAGUCCUAGCCCCAUUUUGCAGCUCAGAUCUAGAGAGGGCCCUGUGACUUGUGUUUCAUGCUUCACUUCCAUGUAGUAUGAUCCCCUUCUGCAGCUCCUCAUAAUGCUUCUAAGUUGGUGAAAAAAGGAUGGUAGACUACAAAAACAAAAAUGUGUGCUUUUUCUGCCAAAGAGUAUGUUUUAUAUUCUUUUUAAUCUUUGGUUCCUGAGUAUUUCACUUUUUAAUUUUCAGAACAUGGUCAUGUUAUGUGAUAAAUUUCAGAAUGGGAGCACCAACAUUUUCAUUGACUGAGAUUUAAGUAUACAUACAAAAGCAAAUUUGGAAAGCUAAUGAUUUGAAUCAACAAAUAUCACCAUUGUCCUUUGGGUGAACUGGACUAUAGCCAUAAUCCUGUUGUAGCAAUGGCCAACUGGCAGCGUCUGGGGCACAACUGGCCCCUGCUCACUUCUUGAUUCCCCCCCCCCCGAACCCACCCUAUCUGAGUGAUGCUGAAAGGAGGGCCUACAAAUAGUUCCACGUUGUACCAAGCCUGUACUAUUCUUUCCUACUUCGCUGGUGCACUUACUACUGCUACCACCACACAGAAUGCUCAGAGGCCAGUUGUUGUUAUUUAUUAAAUUUUUAUAACACACUUCAUCUGUAGAUCUCAGGGUUGUUCACAGCAUAAAAUAUAAGAUUUUGUGUUUUUACACAAAAUACAUAAUAAAAACAAAGCAAAGCCCUUACCCCACCCCCUCCCAAAUAGGUUUGGGGGGCAUUCAAUACUUUACAUGGCUGGAUCACUCAGGGAUUCCAAGCCUUGCUUCUUACUAAGAAAGCACCUCAUGUUUUAGAGUUCUUUGAGAGUGUCAACAGGUAUGUGGAUAAGAGUGAUCCAGUAAUCUAUAUACUUGAAUGUUUGAAAAGCUAUUGAUAAAAGCCUUUGUUGAGGGAAUUUAAAUAAAUUUGGCACAAUGGGAUUAGAGGGCCGGCAUUUUACGAAUUUGUAACUGGCUAAAAAAGAGAAAGUAGACCACAGGAAUGAAUAUAGUUUUCACAAGGGGGGCACAUAACUUGGUUCCCCAAGGAUCUGAUUAUUGAAACUGAUUAUUUUUCGCGUGUUCAUAAAUGAUCUGGUGUUAAGCAUGAGCAGUGAGGUGACCAAGGAUGGACGAAAUCAAAAGAGUGUCUCCAAAUUGGGUGAAGGAGCAGCAAAAUGGCAAAUGCAGUUCAGUAUAAAUAACUGUAAAGUCUUGCACAUUGGAACAAAAACUCCUAAAUUUACAUGCACACUGAUGGGAUAUGAACUAGUAGUAACCAAUCAGGAAAGAGAUAUUUGUAUUGAGGUGGACAGCUCACUGAAAACCCUGACAUAAAAAUAGAAUUUGGGGCCAUUCGGUGAAACUGAUCUUUAGGAGAUUCAGGAUAGAAGAUACUUUACACAGUGCACAAUUAAUUUAUGAAAUUUGAUGCUGCAAGAUGUGAUGAUUACUAGAAUAGUUAACUCUGAAAGGGGAUAAGAUAAACUCAUGAUUUUUAGUCAUGGGUUAUAUAGCAAUAUAUUAAAAAAUUAAAAAAUUGUCUAGUAGCACCUUAGAGACCAGCUAAGUUUGUUCUUGGUAUGAGUUUUCAUGUGCAUGCACACUUCUUCAUAGUAUCUGAAGAAGUGUGCAUGCACACGAAAGCUCAUACCAAGAGCAAACUUAGUUGGUCUCUAAGGUGCUACUGGACAAUUUUUUAUUUUACUUUAUUUCUGCUGCAUCAGACCAACACGGCUACCUACCUGAAUCUAUAGCAAUAUAUUGUUGUUUUUUAAAUCAUGAUUUUCCAAAAUGCAAGCAUAUAUUGCAUACCUUGGAUUCCAAAGUAUUGUACUUGUAAAUUACAUUUUUGACAUGAAUAAGAGUAACAAGAACCUGUUAACCCUCCCUAAACAUGUCAGGUAAUCAACACAGACAUAUUGUUGUUUGCUUGUCUGUUGUUUUACUUUUUUUGGUAUCGUAUCAUAUUUCUUUUUCCAGUUCAUAGGUAAUGUUAGAAGGACAAUCCAUAGCCGUCCAUGUGUGGCUGGUGGAUUAUUUGGAUGGUCAUGGUUUAUGAGCUGAAUAAAGGAAUACCAAGUACAGUGGAACCUCGGGUUACGUACCGUACUCCUUAUGAACGCUUCAGUUAACGAGCUCCGUUAGCCCGGAAGUAGAUGCUCCUGCUUGCAAACUUUGCGAGCGGAAGGCACACUGCGGCAGCGGAAGGCCCCAUUAGCGCAAGUGUGCCUCAUGUUAAGAACGGUUUCGGGUUAAGAACGGACCUCUGGAAUGCAUUAAGUUCGUAACUGGAGGUACCACUAUAUUCCUAAGGAUUAUGUUGCUUAAUCUCAGUUUCAACAGCAGGAGAGAGUUAUUACCUUCAUGCUUGUGGGUUUUCUUCGAACGCCUGAUUUCACUAUUGCAGAAGCAGAAUGCUUGGCUUGAUGCACUUUGUUCUGUUACUCUGCUGCAAGCAGGGCAUGAUGAGGCAAGCCCAAGAGUGGUACUGGCCAGAAAAACAUAGCAUAGUUGUUCACAAAUUUCCCUCCUAGCUAUGAACUGGAAUGGCCAUCUGUCAUUAGUAGAGAUUCCUGCAUUGCAGGGAGUCAGACUUGAUUACCCUGGGGACCCUUCCAACUCCUACAGUUCUAUGUUUCUAUGACUUGGGUGAGGAGUCAGGCAUAUCUUUGUGCCACUGCUCUUUUGGUCUACAAAGAGAGUUAAGAUGGGAGUGUGUGGCACCAGGUUUAACUUUUUUCCAAGUACCCCGUUGAUGGUGUAGGUACAGCAGAACCUGAUUCAUGCGUGGCAUUGUGUAUUUCUGUGAAAUUUUAUAGAAAUUUUGAUUUUCAACAAAUUAUAAAUACAGUAUAACAAUAACUACCCUGUUUUCCUUCUUCCCAGAACAGAUGAUCAGUCUUAUCAAAUCUUGCCAUAAACUUGUUUGUGAGCCCAGUGGAUGGCAAUCUGAAAAGACUCUUUUGCUCAGAACACUGCAAAAGUAUCUCUAAGCUUUAAGAAAGAUCAAGGGGAAAAUGGAACAUAGGGGUUAGAAAGAGGUCCCAAGUCCUGGUAUCAUUUGGUCUUUAAAGCUGAGAGAUGUAUGGAAAACCUUUCUGAACAGUGCAGGAGACUUGGUCUACUACCUCCCAUUUCCUUUGCUUCAAAGUGGUCUUCUUAUAAAACUAUUUGCUAAUCAAGGGUCUAAUAAAUGCAUAUUGAGAGUGCUUUAUCUUGGAGGUCAUGGGGGAAUCUAUAAGUUCUGUGGGAGAUUCACCCUAAAUUAUAUGGUUGAAGCCAAGGAAGUACCAGAGCACCCAUGUCAUUUGUUCCUGACUACAAGUUCAACUACAAGUUUCUAUGAAAGCUCUUAAUGUCUAAAUUCAAAGGGCCAAUCUCAUGCAGCGCACAUUGCUCUCUCCCUCCCUCCCUCCCUUUGUUAAAUCAAAAGUAUAGAUGGCAGCUUUUCUUCUACCAGGUUCUUAUCCGUCAGAGAAGGCCGCUGUAUUUUUGCAAGAGAGAUGGUAAAAAGCUCUUAGGUUCUGCAGCAAUUGGAUGGUCAGGCAGUUUUCAUAAGGCUGCACAGGAGGAGGAGACUGAACCUCAUGAAUGGCUGCUGGCUAAUGUGCAGAUCUGCUAUCAUUAUUUUGUCCUAAUCAGCUUGUGUGUCUGUCAGUUGUUUUCUGUAGGCAGACAUGUUUUAAAGCAGAGUUCAGCAACCUAAGGCCCAUGGGCUGGUUCUAGCCCAUGAGCUUCCUGGAACCGGCCCACGGCUGUUCUGUGGAUCGGCAUGGGGAUUCUGUGCUUUUUUCCCCGCAGCACCAUUUUUUUCUCGCCACGGUGACCGACUUCCGGGUCAGAAGCAUGCUGGAAAUAGCGUAUGCACAUGGGCACUCCUCCACCCCAGAAGUUCACUGGAAAUAGCUUGAGCGCACACACGGGCGUGCAUGCUCCGGCCCACCCGAGAGGUCUGCCAGUGAGUGGACUGGGCCGGCCUCAAAAAACAUUGCUGACCCCUGUUUUAAAGACUAGGGUUGUCGGGCUGAUGUUUAAUGAGGAGAAACAGACUGAUGUAUCUCCCCAAACCUCACUAGCUGUUGCUUCCUUUUGAAUUUCAUUGGUGUGUAAGGAGUCUUUGGGUGAGUGGGGAGGGCAAGGAUAGAAUAUACUUUGAGAAAUCCAAGGAAAUGACUUUUAUUAAUUGGUAAUUAACUGCCACUGUCUUUACAGGAAUUGGAAUGGACACUUGUGUUAUUCCUUUAAGACAUGGAGGCCUAUCUUUGGUCCAGACAACAGAUUACAUUUAUCCUAUUGUGGAUGAUCCUUAUAUGAUGGUGAGUUGCCUAAACAUAUGUAUGGGGCGGGGGAAAGGUGCCUGUUAGCUACCUAAAUUGUGAUUGGCGAGCAUUGUUUUGGGCAGUUCUAGACUUUCUCUGUUGUGAUUGGACAGUUGACCUGCCAGUUUUGUGAAGUUUUUCUCCUGUUAGAGGCAGAGCUCUAGAUCUGAGCUUUGUAUUCCAGUUGUCUUGGGAUACUUUGAAUCAGAACUGUACUGUAUUAGGAUCACUCUUGGACUCUUAACUAAAUACCUGCUCUCCAUGAAAUUUAUUGCCCAAGGUACUCCAACCUACUGUAUUGAUACAAACACAUUCAGAAUAGCAAGUAUGAAGUCUGCAACUGGGUGCUGCAAUCCAAAGAAUCAGUAUAUACAUAUGGAAUAUAACUGCAGGUACAAUCACAAGCGUGUAUGGUGUUUGUGCUACAGCUGUUCCUAUUACUGAAAAGACGAGUUGCUUUUUAAUUGAAUAUCAUUUAAAUGAGUAUCAUUAUAUCUUGCUGAUAAUGGAAACUGCUGGAUGCUGACAUCAAAUGAAACUCCAGCUGUAUGUGCAGUUAUGUGUCACACAUGCCUGUUGUUUCUUUAUAUUGCAGACAAGGUUUCAUGUGCUCUGUUCUGCUUUGUGGGGGCUAGGUUUUUUGUAGAUGUGUGUAGCUUGAAAAUUACCAGUAACAAGCAAUUUGUGACCAGCUAUGCCUGGGACUAUUUAAAAGUCCUGGCUUGUGAGCAAUUGCCACAUUCUUUUAAAAGGGAGGAGGAGGGGACCACUGGCCACUUUCACUUAACUCUGAUACAUUGACAGUUUGCCACUUCAGCCUAACUCUGAAAUGUUGACACUGGUUAAAUAUCUUCCAGAGCUGUCUGCUGUGUCUCUUAAGGGAAGAAAUAGAUAAUCAUUCACCAAUGCAAUAUUAAAAUGUUUAUUAAAACAAAGGAAUUCUAAUUGUAGUAGACCUGACUGCAAAUGUAUAUUUCUGCCUGGAGGUGGUGCCACAUAUAUUACAGAAUUCUGGACAUUAUUGGCAAUGCAGUACACUAGAAGCAUGUUUUAAUAUAGUUGUAAAAAAAAAUGUUCCCUUUGAAACAGAGUAUAAAAAUCUUUAUUUCAUUAUCUCUGCCUUUCCAUUGUUGAAAAGUUUAGGAGAAGGAUGUAUCUUUUCCCCCUAUCUUAUUUUGUAAAGCAGCACAUGAAUUGAUGAUGCUUUGUAAAUUCAAUAAUUUUUUUUGGUGUGUUUUUAGGGACGUAUAGCCUGUGCCAAUGUUCUUAGUGAUCUUUAUGCUAUGGGAGUCACUGAGUGUGACAACAUGUUGAUGCUGCUUGGAAUAAGUAAUAAAAUGACAGAUAGGGUAAGUACUGUAAAUACUGCUAUAGGAAUGCAUCAUGCUAACAUAUUGCCUUGUGUCCCUGAAAAUGAACACCAGCUUUCAUAGAGAACAAUGCAACCUUUAUUCCAAGCAUCCACAAGAGAAUCCCAUGUUUGUUGUUGAACAUCUAUCAGUUAUCUUAGGAUAACAAAAACAUUUUUUCCAGCUUCCGUUAUGAUUCACGCUCAAAGAAAAAAGAAAGAAUUACAUUUAUAUACCACCUUUUCCUCCAAGGAGUUCAAGGCAGGACACACGGUUCUCCCCUUCCCAUUUAAAAAUAGUUGUAAAAAGAGUAAGCAAGCCUAGGGGAGAUCAGAGGUUGGCUGAGUGUUGUGUGAACUGGGCCAGUCUGCAAUUACCAGGGCCAGGUGAGACCAGACUAUUUUUGUAGUCAGACUAAAACAUGCACACAGGCUUUUGCGGUUCAUACCACUAUUGGGGUACAGCAAGGUGCUUGAAGGUAGUUGGAAUGUUUUUUCUCACACAACACUUUGGUGAGUGCAUAAUAUCAAGCAAUAUGUAACUUCUGUUUAAUCUAGAACUCACAAAUAUGGGAUAUCUACUUGCCCAAUCUUUGUUUUGCAUUUUCAUCUCAUUAUUGAAUGGCACAGUGUGUGGGAGGGGUGCUUUUUUGCUUGGCGUGACUUGUACCAUGCAGAGAAGUGUUCUGCUUUUCACAAUGUACAUUGGUAUUGUUUUGUGUUCCCCUGUACAUACCUUGCUGUAUGCUUUUUAUUAAAAGUUUUUGAUUCAGUGGUACAGAGAUGGGCUUCAGUCGAGUGGGGGCUUCCACAAACAAAAGGAGGAGGCGGAGCUUUUUUUGGUCAUUUCCCCAUAUUCCCCUAUACCACCUCCCAAGCUGUCCUGAAAGGUCAAGCAGCUCCCAAGUGCAAACAUUUUAGAGGUGGGGUAGAAUGAGGGGAAAGAGAAAAGUUGCAGAAAUCUCUUCCCCUCUCCAUUAAUGGCAGUUGAAAGCACCCACUUUCACGAGUAGAGUACUCACAUCUCUACAUCCAACCCGUUUAAGCAUAGGUUUUGAAUCCAAGAAAUUGUUCUUAAUUGUACUUGUACUUUAAGUUUUUGGAAAAUGUGUCUCAAAGACUUUAAAAGAAACUGUGAAACAUUCUGCUCUGGUUUUGGGUUGACCAGUAGCUCCUAUGGAUGGUUUGUAAGUUAAAAAUGGAUUCAGCAUGUACUGGUUUGCACCUCCAGACUGGAUUUUUUUCAUUGAUUAUAGAGUUUUUCUGCUUGUGUUGUUUCUGAUCUCUAGGAAAGAGACAAAGUAAUGCCUCUAAUUAUCCAAGGUUUUAAAGAUGCCGCAGAAGAGGCAGGAACAUCAGUGACUGGUGGUCAGACAGUAUUAAACCCUUGGAUUGUUUUAGGAGGAGUGGCCACAACAGUCUGCCAGCCUAAUGAGUUUAUAAUGUGAGUUGAAGCAUUUAAUCCUAUGCAAAAGGGGUUGUAAAAUAUUAAAAGGGGUAGGUACUGUUAAAAUUCUGGAUAUUUCCUUUCUGUAAUGUUAUCUGUAAGAAAAUUGAUGAUAUUUUGGCCUUUGGGUUCUUGGAUAUUAAUCAUACAUAGAAUCAUAGAAUCAUAGAGUUGGAAGAGACCACAAGGGCCAUCGAGUCCAACCCCCUGCCAAGCAGGAAACACCAUCAGAGCACUCCUGACAUAUGGUUGUCAAGCCUCUGCUUAAAGACCUCCAAAGAAGGAGACUCCACCACACUCCUUGGCAGCAAAUUCCACUGUCAAACAGCUCUUACUGUCAGGAAGUUCUUCCUAAUGUUUAGGUGGAAUCUUCUUUCUUGUAGUUUGGAUCCAUUGCUCCGUGUCCGCUUCUCUGGAGCAGCAGAAAACAACCUUUCUCCCUCCUCUAUGUGACAUCCUUUUAUAUAUUUGAACAUGGCUAUCAUAUCACCCCUUAACCUCCUCUUCUCCAGGCUAAACAUGCCCACCUCCCUUAGCCGUUCCUCAUAAGGCAUCGUUUCCAGGCCUUUGACCAUUUUGGUUGCCCUCCUCUGGACACGUUCCAGUUUGUCAGUGUCCUUCUUGAACUGUGGUGCCCAGAACUGGACACAGUACUCCAGGUGAGGUCUGACCAGAGCAGUAUACAGUGGCACUAUUACUUCCCUUGAUCUAGAUGCCAUACUCCUAUUGAUGCAGCCCAGAAUUUCAUUGGCUUUUUUAGCUGCCGCGUCACACUGUUGGCUCAUGUCAAGUUUGUGGUCAACCAAGACUCCUAGAUCCUUUUCAUGUCUAACUGCAGAAUCCUAUAAAUAUUUUCUUGGACAUAAGUCUUGCUGUGUUCAAUGAGGCUUACUCUCUAGUAAGUGUGUUUAGAAUGGCAGCCUCAGAAACCUUUAAAAUGAGUUACCCUUUUCAUUUGGAGCGUGUAUCAAGAAUGAAAGUUAAGCUUCUGUUCUUCAAAGAACUCUGGUGUCACAUUCUAGAUUAGAAUGUUAAUUGAAUGUGACCAUUACCAAUUUUUUUAAAGGUCCUUGAAUAACAUGUAUAAACAUACCCAGGAAAUCAUAUUAAUAGUUGCCACUUUAUUCAGCAUAUAGUGGAACCUCGGGUUGUGAACAUGAUCCAUGCGGGAGGCACGUUUGCAACCUGCAGCGCCACGUCUGCACAUGCGUGUGACCCACUUAUUUAGCGUUAUUUAGCACUUAUGCGCGAGCGCCGAAACCCGGAAGUAACACAUUCCAGUACUUCUGGGUUCAGCGCGUCCGUAACCUGAAAACGUGCAACCUGCAGCGAUCGCAACCCGAGGUAUGACUGUACUGGCUACCUGUUACAUUGUACCCUACAAUGUACAUCCUUGGAGCACUAUGUGGCUGUAAAUCCUUCCAUGAUUGCAGUUGUUGGCUUUGAAGUCUGCUUACUUUGUUUCUCCUUGAUACAAUAACUUGCGCUGAAAUCCUAAGCUUUUGAAGUAGGAGGAAUGAGAUUUCCUUCUACAUACAGAACUGAGACCAGAAUCCUGCUACGGAAGCUAGACAUAAAUAAGAUCUAUUAUAGGUAGUGUGAGUGGCUAUUUCUCAUCAUUAAGCACUUUAAAAACAAUCCUCUGAAACAUGAAUAAAUGUCAAACGAAUUAUUUAAGCCACCUAAACAAGCACAUUUCAUGGGAUUUCAAAAAGUAUUUUUGUUAUUUAAAAAUAAAAUCUUUGACCUUUUCUUUUACUUUGUCUUUGUGAUUAUAUUCUUUUUAAAAAACAACAACCACACACGCACCAAAGGUCUAGUAUCUGACUGAUUCACAGUAUAGUUCUGAAGAUGUUGUUUUUUCAUUGGUUACCUGUAGUAUCUUUCCAUAGCCUUCUGUAGCUGGACAGAGGGCUACUGUUACUCAGUUUGAGAUGCAAAGUUCAUAAAAUUGUCCUCUGGCAUUUCACUUCUCAUAGUCCUCAGUUUUAGAGUAAACUCUUUUGGUGGUUGAGCAUUGUUGUAUAUAUUCUGUGGAAUGCUGACUGGGAAAUAGUCACAUCAUAUGUGUCUUUUUACAUAUAUGGGUGUCUUGUUUGCAGGCCAGACAAUGCAGUGCCAGGAGACGUGCUUGUGUUAACUAAACCCUUGGGAACGCAGGUUGCUGUAGCUGUCCACCAGUGGCUAGAUAUUGUAAGUAAAUGCGUCUGAAUGGGGUCAGAGUAAAGGAUCAGAGAAAUAAUCUGUGUAGCUCUUUAUCUGAGGCAGUUAUCUUAACCUUGAAAAUAUAACCUGUUUAAUCAGUAUUUGAACCAGUGAAUAGGCUUAAACCUAUUUACAUAAACUGCUAGCAAUUUGCUAUUGAAAUCUUUGAAACUGGGGUUUUGCUCUGCAAGUAUAGAUCAGUUAAUUAUCUAGAAAUUAAAAAAAAAAUCUCUGAAAUGCAGUAUUAGUGGUAGUAUUGAAACUUUUCACUGUAAAAGCACAUCUCUAUGUAUAUUGAUAUAGGGCAUCUAUUUUAAUAAUGUUCUUUUCAUUGUGCUUGAUGAAUACUCAGAUGGUGGUGAUGAUGAUGAUGAUUUUAUGAAUUUAAAUUCAUGCAAAGAUUGCAGGGCAGUUCACAACAUAAAAAUACAAAAUGAGAAGACAGAAUACAUAAUAAACCAAAAAGAAACCAAUAACCCCCUCCCACAAACACAUUUAAAAGGCCGUAGACUGUUCAAUCAGUCAAUGGUUUAAAGAGACAUGAUGAAGGCACUAGGUGAGCUUUCCUGGGGUGACCGUUCCACAAUGGGGAGCCACUGCAGAAAAGCCCCAUUCUCAUGUUGUUGCCUCUUGUGGAGGUGCCACACAAAGAAGGGCCUUAGAUGGUAGUUGCAGAGUUAGGAAACCACUAGUAAACAGUAUAUAUUGACAGUUUUUUAAAGCGUGUCAUCAUUUUAAGAAAGGUAAAGUAUAAAUAAAAGCAAGUUGGGCUAUCAUGUAUGUUACAUGCAAAGGCCAGGAGUUUUCUUGGCUCACUUCCUACCAUCUUAGGAUGAGGAGACAUGAAAUAACAAUUCAGGAGAUUCCAUAGUUUUUUGAAUGUGGGAUAUUCCUUUUCAGAUCUUGCAGUCCCAUUUGAGUAUUCAAGUACUCACAACCUAAUUGAAAAUGAAUACAGAUUGUUUAGAGACCCUUUGCUUUGAGGUGGAUUGGGGCAUUCAUCAGACAGAUUUACUGUCCUCUGCCCCACACUGUUAGGCAGACUUGAAAUGCUUCUUGAUUCAUUGUUGCACCUGGUUUCCCAGGUUGCAUCCGUAAUUAAGUGUGAGUUAUGUGUGUAAUUAUGUGUGAAUUAUGUAUUGUGUGUUCAUAUUUUUGACAUUAAGGCUGCAACCCUACACACUUACCUGAUAGUAAGCCCCAUUGAAUACAGCAGAACUUUCUUCUAAGUUAAUAUGCACACUAGACCAUUACUGAGGGUGGUAGAAAGCCAAGCAAACUGUAAAGAGUUCCAAAAGCAGCUCUUUAAUGUGGGUGAAUGGAGAACAUUAUUGCAAAUGCAGUUCAGUGAAAGUAAAUGUAAAGUGAUGCACAUUGGGAGAAAAAAUCCCAUCUUCAUCAUCUCCACUAGCUUAUGUGACUUUAGAAAGGAAUUUGCCUUGAGAUAUGUUUGGAAGGCAACAAAUAAAUGACAACAGUAAUAAUACUUGACUCCUGUUGGAAGCAAGAUGCUGGACUAUAUAAGACCUUUAGUCUACUGCACUUUAAACAAAGUAAUUGCAUCACAUGCAGAAUUUAUGUAGUUAAAACACAGAUAGUUUGAUCUUGUUUUUUCUUCAACAUACUAGCCAGAAAAAUGGAACAAAAUCAAGUUGGUGGUUACACAAGAAGAUGUGGAGCUAGCCUAUCAAGAAGCAAUGAUGAAUAUGGCAAGACUCAACAGAACAGGUACGAGAAUGGGGUAUACAUGCUUCAUGAUGAAACUUUUUGGAGUUAAAUAUGGCUAAAGUCACUAAGAGGCAAACAGUUUUUGAAAAGCAUGUACACCGUUUGUAUUAGAGCUGGAAAAAUAUUAGUGUUGCAAUAAAUCAGAAAUAAAUCAGAUUUCCAAAGCCCUCAGAAUAUAGAGGCCUUUGCAAUGUUCUGAAAAUCAAAAUGGAUGGUCUUGGCUUCCUUUUUAAAAGUAGGAUCAGAGGACAUCAGAACAUUUUCUCUGCCUUUGAUUGAAAUGACAAGAAUGGUUACUCUUGCUAUCCUUGCCAUGGCUUCUUACCUAGUACUCCAUUUCUCUCUGGGCAGAUAGUUUUUUAAAUCAAACUUGGUCGUAGAAUUUCUGCAUUCUUUGCAAAUACAGUGGUACAUCGGGUUACAUACGCUUCAGGUUACAGACUCCGCUAACCCAGAAAUAUUUCUUCAGGUUAAGAACUUUGCUUCAGGAUGAGAACAGAAAUUGUGCUCCGGCAGCGUGGCAGCAGCAGGAGGCCCCAUUAGCUAAAGUGGUCCUUCAGGUUAAGAACAGUUUCAGUUAAGUACAGACCUCCGGAACGAAUUAAGUACUUAACCCGAGGUACCACUGUACCACUGUACAUGAAUAAACUAAUGCUUGUUGUAAUCUGCCAGAGCAUUCCAUGUUUAUUGAGGUUUCAAGGUUGGAACGGUAUGGAGAGUGGCAUUGUAGUGCUUCUGACAGGUUAUGUGAACUUGAUUUUAAAUAAAAGCAGAAGUUCUGGUUCUCUGUUCCACCUGCACCUUUUGUAUGAUCAGAUUUGAAAGCCGGUAUGACAGGGACCCAUCUAUACAUCAUUGGGAAUUGUUAAACAUUCUUCAAUUUCACUCCCAACACAGCGUUUGGCAGAACCUUCUGGAACCCAUAACCUAUUCAGAGUUGCCUGUGUAGCAGACUAUGCAACCCGUCUCCAGCUUGAGCAAUGCAGGGGAACACGGGAGUCUUCCUUUUUUCUUGAUAGGGAGUAUAAGGUGUAGGAACAAGGGAACACUUAACUGUGUGUGUGUUUGAAGUGGCCUCAGAGAGACCAAUUUUCCUUACCACUUCGCUUCAACUACAGUGGUUUAAGAACAGCUUAGUUUAUGAACAACUUGGAUUAAGAACGCUGCAAACCCGGAAGUAGGUGUUUUGAUUUGUGAACUUUGCCUUGGAAGCAGAACAUGUUUCGCUUCCUGUUGUGUGUGUUCCAUUUAUAAUUUGAGUCCCCCACUGCUAUGGGAAAGCACACCUUGGUUUAAGAAUGGACUUCUGGAACGGAUUAAGUUCGUAAACCGAGGUACCACUGUAUUUGGUCCUACAGAAGGGCUUUUCAAACAUGUUAAAACUUUCUGCAAUUGUGGGUGGCCCCAGGUCCAUACAGACACUUUUUAGUAUGUCCUAUAAAAACUGCUGCUAGUCAGUGAUUAAUGUUUCUUUCAAUGUUUGUGGAAAUAACCUAUGAUGCUGGUUUAUUUUGUAUGGUGCACAAAUUGAGAAACUGCUUACCUGAUAGUUUAUAAAGCUGUUCUAACUAUCUUUCCGCAGGAGCAUCAUCUAAAUAUAAUUCCCCUAAAAGGAAAAUAUUUUUUAAGUGGAGUGUGCGCGCGCGCAUGUGUUUCAGGUCUGAAUAUCCCAAAUCUAUUAUACAUAGAGAAUGAAAGAAGCUUAGACUUCAGUUUGUUUGAAAUUAGGUUUUCCUACUCACUGGUCAUGUAAUUAAACUUAUUAGUAUGUAGGGAGUAUAUGUAGCCACUCAAAUAAAACAAAAGUUGAACUUAACCUGGAACUGUUCUUUCAAAGUUGUAAAAUAUAUUUACAUGACACUUCCUUCUUCUAACUAAGAACAAUACUUUCCAAACUCCUCAUGCUUUGAAAGCUACAUUGAACAGCACCCUAGAAUGUGCCAUCUGUAAUGUAUACUAAUCAUUACUGCAUUUGAUGACUACCUGCUCACAUCCUCUUACCUGCUUACUGCUUCUAUUGCAUAUGCAGAAAAUAGCAGGAGACAUUUUCAUGUGGUUCACAAUUUAACAGAACCACCAUUGGGGUUCCGUUAACCCCAAGAUCUCCUGCAAUGAUUUCGCAACAAUUUUUGCAGAUAAAGUCGCUCAGAUUCGGAAGGAAGUAGACUCCACCGUGGGAGCAGGGCCGGGGCGGGAGAGUGCUAGAGUCCUGUCUAGUAGAGUUGCAUGGAAUCAAUUCCAAUCUGUUACCUCCGAGGAUGUGGACAGGCUGCUUGGACGAGUGAAACCAACCACCUGUCUCCUUGAUCCUUGCCCAUCCUGGCUCAUACAUGCGAGCAAGGAAGGGCUGGGUGAUGGGCUCUGCGGGGUGGUGGAUGCUUCCCUCUGUGAGGGAGCAUUCCCAGACCCAUUGAAAGAGGCGGUCAUUAAACCGCUUCUUAAAAAAACAUCUUUGGACCUGGCCAAUAUGGCCAACUAUCACCCAGCCUCAAAUCUUCCAUUUUUGUCUAGGUGAUUGAGCGGGUGGUUGCUGAACAACUCCAGGCACUCCAGGAGGAUGCGGACCAUUUGGAUCCCUUCCAGUCAGGAUUCAGGCUGCCCCAUGGGACUGAAACUUUCUUGGUCGUGCUGGUUGAUGAUCUCUCUCACUUGUGUUGCCUCAGGGUUCUGUCCUCUCCCCCAUGCUUUUUAAUAUCUAUACAAAGCUGCUGGGAGAGAUUAUCAGGGGGUUUGGGCUGGGUGUUCAUCAGUAUGCGGAUACCCAGCUCUACCUCUCUUUCAAAUCGGAACCAGUGAAGGCAGUGAGUGCCUGGAGGCGGUUGGAGGAUGGAUGGCGGCUAACAGAUUGAGGUUGAAUCCUGAUACGGCAGAAGUACUAUUUUGGGGGGAAAGGGGGCAGGUGGGUGUGGAGGACCCCUGGUCCUGAAUGGGGUAACUGCCCCUGAAGGACCAGGAGCGCAGCCUGGAAGUCAUUUUGGACUCACAGCUGUCCAUGGAGGCACAUGUCAAUUCUGUGUCUGGGGCAGCUGUCUACCAGCUUCAUCUGGUACGCAGGCUGAGACCCUGUCUGCCCAUAGACUGUCUCACUAGAGUGGUGCAUGCUCUAGUUAUCUCCCACUUGGACUACUGCAAUGCACUCUACAUGGGGCUACCUUUGAAGGUGACUCAGAAACUACAACUAAUCCAGAAUGUGACAGCUAGACUGGUGACUGGGAGCGGCCCAUUGAGACCACAUAACACUGGUCUUGAAAGGCCUACAUUGGCUCCCCGCACGUUUCGGAGCACAAUUAAAAGUGUUGGUGCUGCCUUGAAAGCCCUAAAUGGCCUCGCCCAGUAUACCUGAAGGAGCGUCUCCACCCCCAUCAUUCUGCCCGGACACUGAGAUCCAGCACCAAGGGCCUUCUGGCAGUUCCCUCACUGUGAGAAGCAAAGUUACAGGGAACCAGGCAGAGGGCCUUCUCGGUAGUGGCGCCCGCCCUGUGGAACGCUCCCAUCAGAUGUCAAAGCGAUAAACAACUACCUGACAUUCAGAAGACAUCUUAAGGCAGCCCUGUUCAGGGAAGUUUUUAGUGGGUGACAUUUUAGUGUAUUUUUGGUCUCUGUGGAAGCCGUCCAGCAUGGCUGGGGAAACCCAGACAGAUGGGCGGGGUACAAAUAAUAAAUUAUUAUUAUUAUUAUUAAUGACUGAUGUUUCAAUGUAUUUUUAGUCUCCUUCUGGAAGCAGCCUAGAGUAGCUGGGGAAACCCAGCUGGAUGGACACAGUGUAUAAGUAAUAAAUGAUGGUGAUGGUGAUGAUGCAACUUCAUUUUUACUCUUUCUGCAACAUUUCUGAGUAUUUUAAUAAAACCUAGUUCAGAAUUACUACUACUACUACUGGUACUAUUUCUGUUCAUUACCUGCCCUUCACUAUGUGGUCCAUGGGUGAAUUACAACAGUUUCAAAUUCAAUAUGGAAAACAGUUCAUAUAAAUUACAGUCACAGGAAUAGGGUGGGUCCUGAAACCACAUCUCUUGUGUGAAAGUUCAGAGUAAAGUGAUGGGUCUUGAAACUUCACAGUACAUAACUUAAACAUUUGCACAAAGUGGUGGAAAAGAAACUGCAGAAUUCAUCGUAAUGUUUUCUCCUGUUUUCCAUUUCCAGCUGCAGGACUGAUGCACACAUUCAAUGCACAUGCAGCCACAGACAUCACAGGCUUUGGAAUCCUGGGGCAUGCACAAAAUUUAGCCAAGCAGCAGCGCAAUGAGGUUUCUUUUGUUAUACACAAUCUUCCUGUUCUUGCCAAAAUGGCUGCAGUCAGCAAGGCGUGUGGCAACAUGUUUGGCCUUAUGCAUGGGACGUGUCCUGAGACUUCAGGUAAAUCUCCCUUUUUAAAAUAAGGUUUUUCUCCUAAGAAUGUCAUAACAUACCAUAUCUAUAGCAGGAAAUUUAAUAUGAAUCUGUGUCAGCAGUGUCUUGGCCAGGGAAAUGCUUACUUCAUGUGACUGGGCAAAUUUCCAAACUUUGUGCACUGCAUUUUUAACAAUAUUUGAAUCAUUUCAUGGAGAGCAGGAUGCAUAUUGCUGAGAUUUAUCUUUAUAGAAUUAAAUGGCAUUUGUAUAUUUGUGAAGUGCAGCCUGCAUUACAAUUGGGACUGGGAAUCAGUUCUAGGUAGGUUGCAGUGCGUGAGAUGUUGCAUUUCUGCAAUUGCAAAUAGCCUUCAGUGAGACAAGUAAAAAGGAAGGCUUGCCAUAUUGACUGGACAAAGCAGUAAGAACUUAUUUGGGCAGACCAGUAAAUUUAAGUAAAUAUUAAAGUAUGAACACUUCCUACAUUGAAGGAUGCACUACACAUUCAAAAAGCAAAUUAUAAAGAUGUCAACUCUUUUGCUAGCAUGUAGCUUUCAAGAAACUCCCUUGGUUAGUCUAAUGGACUAAUAGCUAGAGAAGGCCAGUUAAGUGUGUGACCUUGCUAAUUCUCUUGGGCUACAUAAGAUACCAUUGAUCAUGGCAUCCUUCUGGAGAGGUUGGUUGGGUUGGUAGUAGGAGGCUUGGCUUUUGGUGGUUCUCUUCUUUGGAGCACUAAUUCAGAAGGUGGCCUACCUGAGGGAUUACUACUUUGCCCGAUAACCUUUAUGUUGAGGUGUUCCACUAUAUUAUUAUCAUCAUCAAUUGCUUUCCAUGAGGCAUCCUGAAGAGGUUUACAAUAUCAUAACCUAUAUAUAAAACAUUUUUUAAAAAUAAGAAUUUUAAAACAGCAGCAGCACAUAUGUAAAAUUAAUUCAAAACAAAGACAAAUAUCAAUUGGGAUAAAGAUUCUGGAUGGCUUGUUGAAAGAGGAAUGUUUUCCCCUGUUGUUGAAAGACAAUGGAGAAGGUGCCUGUCUGAUAUGCAGUAGGAGGGAGUUCCAAAGAGACUUUAAGUAAAGAUAAAGGUAACCCUGACUGUUAGUCCAGUCGCGAACGACUCUGGGGUUGUGGCACUCAUCUCGCUCUAUAGGCUGAGGGAGCCGGCGUUCGUCCGCAGACAGUUUUUCCGGGUCAUGUGGCCAGCAUGACUAAGCUACUUCUGGUGAACCAGAACAGCACAAGGAAAAGCCGUUUACCUUCCCGCUGGAGCGGUACCUAUUUAUCUACUUGCAAUUUGACGUGCUUUCGAACUGCUAGGUGGGCAGGAGCAGGGACCGAGCAACGGGAGCUCACCCCAACCUUCUGAUCAGCAAGCCCUAGGCUCUGUGGUUUAGAUCACAGCGCCACCCGCGUCCUAUAAAGAGACUUUAGUGCUACACUUAUGGUAUGAUUCUGACAGUGUGUGGAAUGGUCCACCUGAUAAAAUGGUGUCUGCAAGAUACCCUGUCCUGCAUAGUUGGGUAUAUAGGGGGAAAGACAGGAUCCUGAUCCCAAGCUUUUUAGGGUACGCCAAGUCAAAUCAUUUUCUUAUGCUCAAUGACCAGUAUCAAGACAGACACCAAUUAUAAAAUAUCACCAUCCUAAUAUGCAGCUGCUGAAAAAUUGCAUUAGCUGCCGCUUUGCUACUGAUUACUGGUAAUGUACACCAAUACCAGCAAUCAGUAGCAAACCAGCAACAAGUGCCAUUCUUUUAGCGGCAUAUUAGGAUGGUAAUAUUCUGCCUCAUGGAGCUGUCCAGCUGUUGCAUUUUGCAUCAGCUUGCAGCUUCUGGGUCAGCCUUGAGCAGUCGCACACAGUGCAUUGCAGUCAACCAAACUUGUCUCCUGUGCAUCUUGCCACGUGCACAAAAAUGCUGAGAGAAGUCACCUGGGAAUUUAGAGUGGGUGCCAUGAAUAUGGUGAUUACACUCAGCGCGCUCUCUCUCUCUCCUCUGUGGGUUGAGGUAGCGGAAGUGCAGAACCAUUUUCCAGAAUGCAGGCCAAUAAACUGAAUCAAACUCCUGACAAAUGAGUUUCUAUCACUACUUUAGUUGCUCAAGGACAUGAUGUUCAGUCUGCUCUAGACUGAGUUACACUCUCCCAAAGGAUCGUGUUUGCAGUUUGGCGAUACUGUUGUGCCAGAGGUGGGUCAAACUUGGCCUGCGAGGCUGUUUUCUUCAAGCCCUGCCCACCUGCCAUCAUAUGUGACAUCAGGUGGAGCCUUGGGCACAGUGGGGCACUCCUGGUCAUGCACUGGCAAGUGAAAGCAGCUUUGGCUCUAUUGCCCAUAAGCUGAUGGGCAAUAGAGCCGAGGCAUGCUGGAUCGGGUGUGGGAGCAGCUUCCCUGUGGAGAACACCCCUGCAUGCCGCAUGGAUGGUGCUUGGAAGUCCUGACUUCAGACCGCAAGAUGCCCAGUCCCCCAAGGCUUAAUUCUGCAGCAAAGAACCAUUGAGAAGAGCACGCCUGGCAGUACCGGGCAGCGCAAGAUGGCGUUACCCCAUUGGCAUACAAACACUGCAUUUUGCACAAGCAUUGCUUAAAGGACUUCUUCCAGAGGUCAGUAGAUGGUGCUCUUUUCCCAGAGAGCCCAAUUAGCCACUGCUGCUGUGUGUCUUUAGUGCAAGUUCUAGUCUGGAAUAGUCUCCCAAUGUUCACAACAUCGUGGCUCUAGACCAGAUGUGUGUUUUGCAAAUUACACAGAAGGGCAAGAAAGCAGUAUUAAGUAGGGAGAAACAAAUCUUAAUGGAGUAACAUUUCUGAGUACGCACUCCUAAGGGUUGGUUUCUCAUGUUGGCCUGGUUCCCAUGGUCACAUUAAACAUCCUUAAAGUAACGCUAAUGUGAACACGAUUGUGAACAAGCAGCGUGCUGGUGCGCACUGCCGAAAUUGUGCCUCACUGUUCCCCUGCUGCUGUUGCGCUUCCAGGAAAGAAGCCAUACUCGGGCUUGUUGUGUGGGCUGAACAUGGGCUCCUGGUUUCUUUCCUCGUCAGGCUGGGCCGUUCAGACAACACAACAAGCCAGACUUGCCUUCUUGGCAGCCGGGGAGAAGCAAAGUGGCCAGAAUUUCAGCAGUCUGCAAAGGUACACUGGGCAUUCACAUUAAACCAUAGUUUAUUUUAAGUAUGGUUUGAUGUAACAUAAUUCACACAUCAGAGUAAGUUAAUAAAGGGUAGCAUGCACAAUUAGGUACUAUUUGUGUACAUAUUCAUCAAUAUUAAACUUAGCAGUUUACCUGGAAUUCUUUUAACUCAUCUCUCUGUAGUGUGCAAAUAACCUGCACAAAUUAGCCUCCAAUUCCCAUGUUCAAAAGCAGCCAAGUUACUCAGAUUAGGUUUUAUUCAGAGACAGACUCCCAGCUUUGUAGUUCACAUUUGAAAAGUUGGUACAAAAAACUGCAGUCUACUUUUCAAACACCGUCUAAGGAACUUUCUGAAGAUCCUUUUGGAAACUGAAUUGGAUACCAGUUUGAUACCAUCAACCUUCUGGAGCGCCUGUCUGAGUUAGGGGUGGGUGGCAUCACUUUGCGGUGGUUGCAGUCCUACUUGGAUAGACAUUGCUGGAUGGGUGGUGCUUGGAGAGUGCCCUUCAAUGUUGGGUUCCUCAGGGUUGGAUCUUAUUCCCUAUGCUGUUUAACAGCUACAUGAAACUGCUCAGUGGGGUUAUCUGGAGGUUGAGUGCGUUGUCAGCAAUGCCCUUAUGGCACACAGCUCUACUCCUUUACAUCUGCACACAGUGAAUGGCUUGACUGUUGUUAUGCUUCAGUAGUAGACUGGAUUGUGGUUCUCUCCUCUCCAUUUUCCUGGAAUGGUGGGGGCAGAAGGGCAGGGAGGUGACCAAAUAAAAUAUGAUUACAUGCUUGCAGUGCAUGUAGGCAAGAAAACCUGCAUGUGGAUGAAUCCCCACGGAAAGCAUCCUUGUAGAAAUUUUAAGGCGUGCUCUGUCUCCAAGCACCAUAUUUGUUAUCUUUAUUUUCUUCACCAAAGAAGUUCAUGCUAAGUCUUGGUAGGAAGGAUGCUGAUAAAUAUAAAUAAUUUUUAGUUCAAAAGCUUUUGCUGACUGAUAACCAUGUAUUAUAUAGCAAUGUCUGUUGAUCUGGCAUGCUACUCACUCCAAAGAAGCUGUUUUUUGUUCUGGAGUUAAUGAUACAGUAUAAGGACCAGCAUCUUUUGAUGCCAUUGUGUGUCCUUUAUUCAUUUAUGUAUUUUUAAAAAUACAUAAUGUCACUGGUGGAUAUAUCUAACUAUUUCUGAUGAGAACUUGGUUGAAAAACUGUUACAGGAGUUCUCAAAUGGUUUGCAUGGUUGUUGUUAGUCGUUUAGUCGUGUCCGACUCUUCGUGAGCCCCUGGACCAGAGCAUGCCAGGCACUCCUGUCUUCCACUGCCUCCUGCAGUUUGGUCAAACUCAUGCUGAUAGCUUCGAGAACACUGUCCAGCCAUCUCGUCCUUUGUCAUCCCCUUCUCCUUGUACCCUCAAUCUUUCCCAGCAUCAGGGUCUUUUCCAGGGAGUCGAGUCUUCUCAUGAGGUGGCCAAAGUUUGCAUGGUGAGCCUCCCCAAAUAAAAAUAAGAUAAAAUGCUGAGCUUCUCCUAGCUUGAUGCAGAGAAAAAUUGCUGCUGGCUUAGGUCUGUUAGAAGGAAUACUGAAAUAAAAGGAAACAAUCAGAAUUAAAUGGAAGAGUGUUUAAAGAUCCACAAGACAUAGAUGGAGGGAAGCAAAAUCUCAUGGAAAAUGCAAGCCUAUUCAAUUGUACCUUAGCAUCAUCAGUCAACAAGGAUGCCCAGACUUUGUAGCUGAAAUAACUUUUACCAACUUCCAUUUUAGGAAUGGUGGGAUUUAGAUUGGAGUAAUUGAGAAGGUUUGUAGUGACUUCUGAUCUGAACUGUCAACUCUUCUUCCUUUCAGGAGGACUCCUUAUUUGUUUACCACGUGAACAGGCAGCACGUUUCUGUGCUGAAAUCAAGUCUCCGAAAUAUGGUGAAGGUCACCAAGCAUGGAUUAUUGGGAUUGUAGAAAAGGGCAACCGCACUGCCAGGAUUAUAGACAAACCUCGAAUCAUUGAGGUAGCACCACAAGUGGCUACUCAGAACGUGAACCCAACGCCUGGAGCAACUUCUUAAUCUAGAUGAAAUAGCUUUUUUAAAAAAUAGAUCUAUUCCUUUAUCAUUUUACAGCCUAAAGAACUGUAAAAAGAGAAAAAGAAACACGUUGUGUCUGCAAAUCUGGUGGCCUUAGGUCAGUUUGAGUGGAUGCGUUUAAUAAAAUAAAACCCAUUGCCUUUUUUCCUGUUACAUUAACUGAAGAUGCACCUAAUCUUGAGGCAGCUUCUGAGUUGAGAAUUAUAUUGUUAUCCAAUACUGUUGAUUCAUUUUGAAUCUUUAGACACUUAUCUCUCGCCGCAUAGGCUCUUUUUUAAAAGGGUGCUUUCACGUAGCACAGACAUUACCAAUAGUGGUGUCAAAUAGCAGUUUAUGUCCUUUUUCACUAUGUGUAUAUUUAUCAUUAGGUCUAAUUUCAGAUGCCUUGAAUGAAAUUCCAGGAAGGCAAUAAAUUUGAUAAAGUGAUGCACAGUGCUUUUUACCCAUUAGCCAAGAGGGUUGCAUGUCUACAGUCAAUCUUUGAUUUGUAAAAGUCUUACCCGUGAGCAUCUAAAACCCUGGACAUUGCUUGGUGAUACAUUCUGCUAAAAGCAAGCAAGUGCUGACUUUGCAUGGAAGCACUUCAGAGUUGAAGGGAAAAAAAUAAUUUUCUUCUUUGUAGAUCAGACAAUAUUUACUUGUAUUAUCAAUAAUUGUUUCUUUAAUUGAUAGCAUAAAUGAUGAUGCUCAGUUUUGCAAUGUGAUUGGGUGUGCUAUAGAGCAACAAGGUAUUGCCAGCCAAACAGGUUAUUGUAUAAUCAUUUACAAUUCACUAUAUGAUUAACUACACAAAUAAUUCUUAAAUAUAACCAAUUUAAAAAACUGUUUUGUGGAUGGUAGUGUUUAAUACAUUUUAUAUUUUGUAUAGUGAUUAUUAUAAAUCUUUUUUGUUUUCUUAAAUCAGCUGUCUAGUAUAAUGCCUAGUAUUUUUGUUCUCUGCUCAAAAUUCAUUUUUGUGCACGCUUUUGUGAUGUGUUUAAUAUCUGCAUUGCCAACAUUUCAGCCUGAACUUAAGCUUAUUAUUUGAAUAAAUAUUUAAUUUUUUUAUUGCUCUUGUACAAAU